This is a messenger RNA of Branchiostoma floridae (Florida lancelet), 3246 nucleotides long. Its product is annotated as U4/U6.U5 tri-snRNP-associated protein 2-like. Gene Ontology annotation, biological process: spliceosomal complex assembly; protein deubiquitination; mRNA processing. The coding region runs from base 108 to 1625 and encodes 505 amino acids. The transcript has 16 exons. Gene Ontology annotation, molecular function: cysteine-type deubiquitinase activity; zinc ion binding. NCBI's taxonomy places the organism in Eukaryota, Metazoa, Chordata, Leptocardii, Amphioxiformes, Branchiostomatidae. The record is from RefSeq and is a predicted model, not a curated record.
CAAAAAAUAUAUAUAUUUAGCUUGAGUAGUUUUGUUUGAUUGUUACGUUUCUCUGUUUUCUCUAUCAGCCUUCUCUAUUUUUUUUCUUUGAUGCAGUCUUGGUGAAAAUGGCGGCCGCCGUGAAAAGAAAAUAUUCUGACUCUUCAGAAGACGAGGAAAACGAGCCUACACGUAGGGUCCGUGGAGGGAGUGAUGCAAGAAGUCGGCACUGCCCCUAUCUGGACACCAUCAACAGGAGUCUACUUGACUUUGACUUUGAGAAGCUGUGUUCUGUCUCCCUGUCCCACCUGAAUGUUUACGCCUGCCUGGUCUGUGGCAAAUACUUCCAAGGACGAGGCCGGAAGUCUCAUGCCUACACCCACAGUGUUCAGGUAGACCAUCAUGUCUUCCUGAACCUUCACACGCUCAAGUUCUACUGCCUACCUGACAAUUACGAGGUCAUUGACUCCUCCCUGGAUGACAUCAAGUAUGUGCUGAAUCCAACGUUCAAGACGGACCACAUCCAGCAGCUGGACGGUUCCUCCAAGCUGUCCCGUGCGUACGACAGCACCAUGUACCUGCCGGGGAUCGUGGGGCUCAACAACAUCAAGGCCAACGACUACUGUAACGUGGUCCUGCAGGCCCUGUCACACGUCAGCCCCCUCAGGGACUACUUCCUGCAGGAGGAGAACUACAAGGACAUCAAGCGCCCACCCGGGGACAUCAUGUUCCUUAUUGUACAGAGGUUUGGUGAGCUGAUGAGGAAGCUGUGGAACCCUCGGAACUUUAAGGCGCACGUCAGCCCCCACGAGAUGCUGCAGGCCGUGGUGCUCUGCAGCAAGAAGAGGUUCCAGAUCACAGAGCAAGGUGACCCGAUAGACUUCCUGUCUUGGUUCCUGAACGCCAUGCAUGCCUCCAUGGGUGGCAACAAGAAAGUCAUGUCAAGUUCAGUCGGCAAGGUGUUCCGUGGAACAAUGAAGAUUUAUUCCAGACAACUCAUCACUAAAGAUGACACUGGAGAGACCAACAUUUCUGAGGGGAAAGAAAAAGAAGCUGAAAAAGGGCCAGAAACCGUGACGACCUCGCCCUUCAUGUACCUGACCCUUGACCUCCCCCCUCCACCGCUGUUCCAGGAUGAGUACGAACAGAACAUCAUUCCGCAGGUGCCGCUCGCCAACCUGCUGGCCAAGUUCAACGGAGAAGCCGAGAAGGAAUACAAGUCUUACAAAGACUCCACCUUGAAGAGGUUUGAGCUGACCAGGCUGCCUCCCUAUCUCAUCCUCUAUGUGAAGCGUUUCACCAAGAACAACUUCUAUGUGGAGAAAAAUCCAACCAUUGUCACCUUCCCUGUCAAGAACAUUGAUCUGAGAGAAUACCUGUCCAAGGACCCAGAGAUCCAGAAGAAGCAUCCCAACACGACCUAUGACCUGAUCGCCAACAUCGUUCACGAUGGGCUGCCUGGGGCCGGCAAGGGGACGUACAGAGUUCACAUCUACCACAAGGGUUCCGGCCAGUGGUAUGAGAUGCAGGACCUCCAUGUAGCCGACAUCCUGCCUCAGAUGAUCACCCUGUCAGAGUCUUACAUUCAGAUAUGGGAGCUGAGGAAAGACCAGCCAUCAGACACAGACAUCACUGUAGACUCCUGAUAACACCGUGCUGACAUUUUUAUAGAUAAACUGCUAUAAUUCAUGAUUCAGACUCUCCGAUUGGCUGGGAAGGCACAAAUUACUAUAAUCUCAUUGGUUACAAAUGGAGUAAUCAUGGUACGCGAAGCAGCUCUCUGGGGCCUUUUUUCGGCUGAUGAUACACUUUUGCUGGCCAUUUCUUUUUGUACUGGGUCACUGAUUGACAGCCGUCGCUGACUCAUUGGCCCCGUAGAGCCUGCGUUAGAACCGGGCUUUAAAGCAAAAUCAAAAAAGAGGGGCCAAUGGAUCAGCGACGGCCGGCAGGCAAUCAGUGACCCAGUACAAAAAUAAAUGGCCAGUAAAAGUGUAUUAUAAGCCGAAAGAAGGCCCCAGAGGCUAGGUACGCGGCUGAUAAGAGUUGACUAGGGGUGGGUACUGGUACAGUAAAUGCAGGUCCAGACCUGAACCUGAGAAUCUGUAGUAGUAAUGUACUGAAGUAAAUGUAGAAGUGUGUGGAUUUUUUUAUUUGAACUAAAUAGCUAUCUCCUAACAUUGUAUUAUUUUAAGUUCCCAGAAAGGUUAACGUUACAUACUUAUUAAUAGAGAAAACUGUUGAGCACACUAAUAUCAAUGAUAAGUUAUGAAAAUAAACACAUGGAAGUUGUGAAUUUGUUCUGUGAUGUUUUUAAGUGAGUUCUUUUGACUAUACACAGUGAAUACAUCCUUGAUUUAUUCCUUACAGUCUACAUUGUACAAAACUGCAGUUUCUUUCGAGACUGGUUAAAAUACCACUUCCUUUUAAUAGUAUUCAUCUACUGUUUGUGUAUAGCAACAACAACCCUAAAGUUUAAUAAAUUUACUAUGGACAGGAAUUUUUACUUCAGUCCCCACAGUUUCGUUCUGGUUUGAGAAAUAAGAAGCACAUCAGAGUCCACUAUACUAUCAUUCUAAUAUAUGCAAUUCUACAUGUAUGUACUCAGCCAUAUGUUGCAUUAUCAACACAAAUACAGCUCAUAACCUAAAGUAAAUGUUUAAGAGCAAAUCCCACCAAUACACAUGAAUUGCUAAAAUGAGCAUAGCCAACAGUCACAGAACAUUUAAGUCUACGAAAAAAUGUGUUAACAUGCUGUUUUCAUGUAUAAGCUCCCUUGCUCUUGAUUCUUCAUCAUUUACCAAAAUGCAUGUUAAAAUUUAAAGUAACAAAAUGCUAGAUGUAGGAAUGUACUUACUGGUUGCAAGCACACUAUUUGAUGCAUGUGAACUUACAAAACUGCAAUACUAUAAAAUGCUACUGUAAAUGCAGAAAUGUUCGCGGUGGAUAAAUGUUCGCGGUUUUCGCGGUGACCACUUUACCGCGAACUUAAAUCCACCGCGAACAUUUUUCGAUAAUGGUAUUAGACUGCAUUCUAUGGUGUUACCGCAAACUUAAAUCCACCGCGAAAAGUCCCUUUUCCCGCUACCGCGAAAUUAAAUCCCCGCGAACUUAAAUGCAUUUACAGUAUCUUACAGGGUACUUGCACAACCUGCCAUACUGGAUAGUUUAACUAGAAGUUUCCAGGUACAUCUGAAUUGUUUAUAUAAUCACAGUCAUGUGCAGAGUACUAUAAAUCUUGAGUUGGUGAGUCUUAUUUUUGCGGUAGCC